This is a messenger RNA of Candidozyma haemuli, 810 nucleotides long. RefSeq lists its product as uncharacterized. Gene Ontology annotation, molecular function: RNA binding. NCBI's taxonomy places the organism in Eukaryota, Fungi, Ascomycota, Pichiomycetes, Serinales, Metschnikowiaceae. The transcript has a single exon. The record is from RefSeq and is a predicted model, not a curated record. Gene Ontology annotation, cellular component: U2-type spliceosomal complex; RES complex. Gene Ontology annotation, biological process: mRNA splicing, via spliceosome. The coding region runs from base 1 to 810 and encodes 269 amino acids.
AUGUCAAGGGCAGAUUACCUCGCCAAAUAUCUCUCUGGAGGGCCGGAGAAGAAGAAAAAGAAAAAGAAGAGCAAGUCCCAAGCCCCACCUGUUGUUGUCCAGCAACCAGAACUUCUAGAUACCCAGCCACAAGAACUGUUCAAUCCAGAGUCCGAAGAUGAAAGUGCUCCUGCCAUUGCUCUGGAAAAGCCAUUACGAGAAAACAAAGGCUUUAAAAGGAUUGAUACAGGUGUGUCUGUUGACCUGAGUCAGGCUGUAUCUGCCCCAGAGCCGUCUGCGUUGGAAACUGCCAGAUCUGAAAACAUGCAAUCCACAGUCUACAGAGACUCUUCUGGACGUAUUGUGGACCUAGAAAAACGCAGUGCUGAGAUCAAGGCAGAACGGGAGGCCAAAAAGCAAGCAGAGAUUGAAAAACAACAAAGGGUGAACCAAUCUGAUAUGGGUAGGCUACGAGAUGCCGAGAUGCAAGAGAAGCUCAAUAAGGCCACUCGAUUUGACGUUUCGGCCACUGACAAGGAGUAUAUUGCUCAUAUGUCGCUGAAACAGCGCUUUGAUGAUCCACUUGCCGCUUUUGGAGAGCUGACCAAUGCAAGUGAAGAACCUCCAAGAGGUACAAGACCAUCAUACAAUAAAGGCAUCAACCCAGGCAAUAGGUUCAAGAUUCCCGCAGGCUGGUUCUGGGAUGGCGUGGAUAGGUCUAGUGGGUUCGAAGCAAAGCUUUUGGAGAAGCGUAACACGGAACACGUGAAGAAGGUUGUGUCCAAGGCUUCUGCUGAGUCGUAUACUGAGUAUGACUACGACUACGAUUGA